AUGGCUGCCUUUCCCUGCAUGACCAUAUUUUUCCUGGUAUCCUCCACUUUGGCACAGAUUGUUUUUUCAGAAAUCUUCAAACCACAUGACUAUUCUAAAUGGCCUAUGCCCCCAUGUAAAAUGUACUACCCACUGGAUCCUCUUUAUGACGCAAACUGUCCUGAGGUGACAGCAUAUGUUUGUGCUACAAAUGGCCACACUUACAAGAAUGAGUGUUUCCUUUGUGUUGAUCAGUGGGAAUUCGGUCCUCAUAUUAAAUUUGAUAAAUACGGAAAAUGUGAUUAA
This is a messenger RNA of Balaenoptera ricei (Rice's whale), 285 nucleotides long. RefSeq names its product serine peptidase inhibitor Kazal type 13 (gene SPINK13). Bases 1 to 285 code for a protein of 94 amino acids. The record is from RefSeq and is a predicted model, not a curated record. Lineage: Eukaryota; Metazoa; Chordata; Mammalia; Artiodactyla; Balaenopteridae. Gene Ontology annotation, molecular function: protein binding. The transcript has 4 exons.